GUCCCCAAGAACAUGCAGCGUGAGCACAAGGACCGCCUAAACACCGCGCAGCUCAGCAAGCUGAAGAAGGCGAACAUGAUCUCCUUCCCCUUCACAGGCGAAGGCACUGGAUUCCGCAGCCAGGGCUCUGGGGCCAACUGGUGGCCCUCCGGCAGCUAUGCCCAGGUACCCACCUCGUACCGAGUGCAGUUCGGACGCCCAGGCUUCUUCCGAGAUAACUCGCCGCUGAUGCAGAGCAAGUUUCCGCAGCAGGCGGUCUCUGCGGCACAGGAGGACCUCCAGUAG
Messenger RNA from Symbiodinium necroappetens, 285 nucleotides. Lineage: Eukaryota; Dinophyceae; Suessiales; Symbiodiniaceae. The record is from the annotation of a GenBank genome assembly.